AUGAGCGCUGAAUGCAGCAGCUACAGCAGUGCCGACGGUGCGUUUGUGGACGGAUUCUCUUGCCCCAGACCGGGAAACGCUGCUGCCGCUGUCUACUGCUGCGGAUUUAAUGAUGUCAAGUACUGCUGCGAUGAUCCCAACAGUUUUUUCCCGUAUGAGUACGGAUACAUGUGGUGGCUGAGUAUCGGCGCUCUGGUUGGUCUGUCCAUCGCAGCCGUGGUCCUCCUCGCCUUCCUCAUCACUGUGUGCGUCCUCUGCUACCUCUUCAUCGCCACCAAACCCAGUCGCCUUGACAACGGCCUACCACUCAGAGCGCCCACAGGAGGCCCCAGCGAGCGCCAUGCGAGGGCGACCUGCGCCACUGGUCCGCAAGGAUUCAGAAAACACUUCAUGAGCAGGAAGCUGGACUGCGAUAACCAGCCGCCGGACCCCGAGCUCCUGUUCCAGAGGUGUUUCACAGCCAACGUCACCGGCGUCAAAGUGGAAAGUCCCUCUUAG
Chelmon rostratus (copperband butterflyfish) is the source of this 498-nucleotide messenger RNA. RefSeq names its product protein shisa-like-2A. The coding region runs from base 1 to 498 and encodes 165 amino acids. NCBI's taxonomy places the organism in Eukaryota, Metazoa, Chordata, Actinopteri, Chaetodontiformes, Chaetodontidae. The record is from RefSeq and is a predicted model, not a curated record. The transcript is spliced from 3 exons.